AUGUAUUUUUCAUUUAAAAUUGGAGCUGCAUUGUUCACCUGGUUUAAAUUGGUUUUUGUUAAGGCAGCAGCAUUUGAGGAGUCGCAGAGCCGGGAAUCCGAGAGAAAAAGAGAUCGCCAAACCGAAGGGAUGCGAAAACGCGAGAUUGUUUCUAUACGACCAAUGGCAGUUCCAGAACGACCGCUGAAAGAUAUGUGGGAAUGCUCUAGUGCUGAGAGACAGUUAAUGACGGAAAGAUCAAGCAGAAUAUUUUUCGAGGAAAACCACAACGGCAAGUCGUUCGAAGUUGUGGCACUGUCAGCAACAAAGCACGCUGCAAUGUGUGCAUCAUGCGGUGUUCUUUUUUCACCUUUGGCACCGGCACCAGAGGACGUUGUGGUACGGCGUGAUGAUUAUUAUGAUGAUGAUGAUGAUGAUGAGUUGGAGCCUCAGGCCAUCAGGUGGCGGAAGCCGCAGUACAGUUACAUGCAUUGUCGACUGCAUUGUAUAUUGAGUCGGUACCACUAUUUUCGCACAGCAGAGUUCCUCAGAAUCGAAAGCGGAACGCGACGGAUGCUGCAGCCAUGCCAUUUGAAAAUGUUAAAAAGACGGCUGAAUUACGACGAUAUAUGA
This is a messenger RNA of Gongylonema pulchrum, 612 nucleotides long. Lineage: Eukaryota; Metazoa; Nematoda; Chromadorea; Rhabditida; Gongylonematidae. The record is from the annotation of a GenBank genome assembly.